Molecule: messenger RNA, 1680 nt
Organism: Octopus bimaculoides (California two-spot octopus)
Lineage: Eukaryota; Metazoa; Mollusca; Cephalopoda; Octopoda; Octopodidae
Product: fibroblast growth factor 8
Molecular function (GO): growth factor activity
Source: RefSeq, a predicted model, not a curated record
AUGUUUGUUAAUAGUCUUCAGGCGCUGUCUUCGAAUGGACACAAUGAAAUGAUAUCACUGCCUUAUCCAACUAUUAAACGGUUUCACCUGGAUCACAACAGGUUGUUGUGGUUGUUACUGCCUUUCGUAUUCGUGCUGGUUCAGUCAGAUAUCAAUGUUCUUAACAACGAAGGGCUGAUCCCGGCUGGGCCUAACCGAGCGUAUGCAACCAUUCCAAUGUCUUACAAUUACUCAGCAUACUUGGCCCGUCAUAAAAGCGUUGACAUUAACCAAAAGUUUCAAUCACCCCAGACGGUAUUAAUUAGAUCAAGAUGUUCUGAUGAAUUUAUCGAACUUGGUCCCUCAGGCAAAAUUAGAGCAGAAGGUUCAGAAAAUUCAGAACACGCAAGUUUAACGAUACAGUAUGGCCCAUUUGGAAUGGUACGGAUACGAGGAUCAGAAAAUAAAUACAUGUGUUUUAAUCAAAAAGGACGACUCAUAUUGCGAAGAAAUCCCAAGAUAUUCAGAUGUAUAUUUGUCGCAAGAAUGAUGAACGGAACAUACAUAUUUCAGUUAGCAUCAUUUCAAAGGUGGGCCGUUGGUUUCCGCAAAAAUGGCCGUCCUUUACGAGGGCACAAAUACAGCACCCAGAGGCGAAAAUGUUUCGAGUUCUAUCUUCGAGUCAGAGACAGCCCUAAAGAAAAUUUUUCCCCAAUCAAAGACCCCAUUUUCCUAUCGGCAUUGAAAACAAAUCGAUAAAGUGACAGACAAGGAAUUUUAAAAAAUACAUAAUGAGUUGUGGCCGAUAGGAAAAUAAAAAUUAAUAAACAAAAUUAUAUAAAAAUUAUAUACAUAUACGUAUAAUGUAAAUUAUAUGAAUAUAUGUAUAUAUAUAUGUAUGUAUGUAUGUAUAGUAUAAUAUAAUUAACUAAAAAAAAAACUAACUAAAUGAAAAAAGAACGAGACGGGGAACAAUACAAACGAAGAAAGAACACACACAAGAGAAACAAAUUUACCAGGAAAGGAAAGACAAAACAAUUACGAUACACUCAAGUAAUUAUAUUUUAAUAAUUAUCAAAUUACAAAGUGAUCAUAGUUAAUAACAUACGAUAAUAAUGACGGUGAUGAUGGUAAACUCUUCAUUAUGAUGAUAUUAAUGAUAAUAAUGGUGAUGACCACGGCGUUGAUGAUAAGGAGGACAACGGCGACCAUGUUGAUGAUGAAGGUGGUGGCGGCGGUGGUGGCGGUGAUAACGAUGAUCGUAAUGGUCAAUAUGAUGAUGAUGAUGAUGAUGAUGAUGAUGAUGAUGAUGGUGGUGGUGGUGAUGGUGAUGGUGAUGGUGAUGAGGAUAAUGAUGAUGAUGAUGGUGAAGAUAACGAUAUUGUUUAUGUGUAGAAUUACUAAAUUUAUUCAAAGGCAACCGUUCAGAUGUGUUGAAACUAAACCUAAUUUUCCGACGGACAUUAGGACAAGAAUCGCAAUUAUACAACGUCUUACGACACACCACUGUGAUGACGUCAUUCCUAUGACGAUUAAAAAAUGGAGAUGGUACAUCCAUCGGACAUUGCUUCCAAGAAAUCAUGAUACCAGCAUCAUAAAUCGAACAUUCUACAGGAAACAUGCAGUCAACUUCACAUACAAUUUGGCUUUGAAUAUAUUUUUUUGCAACAGAUAUUACCAAAUAAAAUGUCAAAACUAAAA